This is a messenger RNA of Cydia strobilella, 3150 nucleotides long. Its product is annotated as F-box/LRR-repeat protein 7-like. Gene Ontology annotation, biological process: SCF-dependent proteasomal ubiquitin-dependent protein catabolic process. Gene Ontology annotation, cellular component: SCF ubiquitin ligase complex. The transcript has 12 exons. Bases 71 to 2017 code for a protein of 648 amino acids. Lineage: Eukaryota; Metazoa; Arthropoda; Insecta; Lepidoptera; Tortricidae. The record is from RefSeq and is a predicted model, not a curated record. Gene Ontology annotation, molecular function: RNA binding; protein binding.
UCCUUAAAUUUUCUGUGUUUAAUUAUUAAAUAUUUAGUUUAUAUAUUAGCUGUUAAUCGUAUAGUUAAUUAUGUGGAACUUCGAAGAUGUGCUUGAAGCGAUGCUCCGGGAUCCACAUGUCUUCAUCCUACCAGAGGAACUUCACGACGGCGUCGCGAACCGUGUGCGCAUUUGUGUCCUAAGCUCGAAUCAUCGUGGGAAUCGUGGGAAUGAUUUACAAAGUGUACCUACCCAUACAGAAGAUGGUAUACUCAUUAGAAAACUCCAUGUUUCAAAUCUACCCCCAGAGACAUCAGAGACAGAGCUGCUCGGAGUGUUUGCUCAAUACGGGUGCAUCAAAAGCUGUCAUCUGCAGAUGAGAGGCCGAUAUGCAUUUGUGACCUUCAUAAAUCCUACAGAUGCACACAGAGCACUCAUGGCAUCAUAUCAGAAGGUGAUGCUGCAAGGUUACCGGCUCAAAACAUCUCCCGCGGACAGUUGGCACCAACCUGUCGAGGAUGCUGAUGGCCAAGUCAGAUGGAAACCUACGAACCGGCAAUAUGGCAGGAUUUUAAAAUUUCUAUUAUUUUUUAUUCAUUUCAUUAUUAAUGCAGAAGAAAAAGAAACAUACACAAUAUUAGACAUACUGAACUGGGACUGUCUAGCGCAUGUGCUCAGCUUCGUUCCCAUCAUAGACUUGAUCCGGUCAGAGCGCGUGAGCAAGCGCUGGCAGUGUAUGGUCCAGGAGCAUUAUAAUAGUACGCGACUGUUCAAGACGUCAUGGUGGCAACACGGUACAGUGACGCUAACGACGUUGGUAUUACGGCGGGUGCUGCAGCGAUUGGGCCCGAACCUGAAACGACUGCACAUCGACAAAACCUUCCCGGCGCUCAACGACCGCACGCCGCACACGGUGGGCAAGUUCUGCCCCAACCUCGAGGAGCUCAAGGUUUUCGGGAUGGAUACUGAAAAUUGGAAUCCGGUUACUUCUGGAUGUAAAUUUUUAAAAGCAGUUUCCUUUCUAUCUUGCUCGGAGGUGUCUGACACAAGUUUACAACAAAUGAUGAAUAUAAAAAAAACGUCUAUAGAAAGCAUAACCGUAGCCGAAAACAGGCAAGUGACCGGUAUGUUCCUAAUGUUCCUAUCGGGCUCCGAAACGUUGAGGCUACACACGCUCUCCUUCUACAACUGCAACAGCCUGGAGGGCAGGCUAAUAUGCGACGCCAUAGACACGCUACCCAACCUCAAAACACUCAGGCUAGAUGGAUGCCCCGUCUCAAUGUGGGAAUUCGUACCACUCAUACUCAACGAACUACCACACUUAGAAGAGCUAUCACUCAGCGAUUACAAUUCUAUAAAGUUCAACUCAAAGCCCCUAGUCAAUAUUGACUUUUGCAAAUCAUUGUCGAAGAUGACCGAGUUGAGAGUUUUGAACCUCAGCUAUAAUAUCUACAUAACUGAUGCGAUAGUGAAGACGGUCGCGCAGACGUGCAGCAAGUUGGAGUCUCUCAAUGUCUCGGGUUGUAUUGUUAAAAAGUUCAACUGCUACAACUCUCAGCCAGGCGUGGGCGUGAGUGACGAGGGCAUCCUAAUGAUAUGCCGCUCGUGCAAGGCGCUCAGAGAGCUGGACAUCUCGUACCACGAGCUCCUGACGGACGCGGGUGUCGCGGCCACCGCGCGGUGCGCGCGCCUCGUCAGACUCACCGUGCGCGCCAACUCCUCGCUCACCGCCGCGCCCUUCGCCGCCGUGCUGGACGCCUGCGCCGAGCUGCAGUUGCUGGAUGUAUGCGGUGACGGCAGCGUGUCAGCUCACGUGCUGCUAGAAGCGGCUACGGCGGCGCUCGCGCGGACGCCGCGCCCGCUCAUGCUGCGGAUCGGGGGGACCGAAAUUGGAGAAAUCGCAGAGAGUUACCCGUCGCACAAGCUACUGGUAGUAAGCACCGAGGACCUGACCAGCAAGCACCUGUGGCCGGCGGACUUGAUGGACCAUGUCUUCGACGACAGCUCUGAAUACUCGUCCGACGACGACAUCAUUUAAAUCUUCAACGCAUUCGACUCCGAUGGAGACGAAGAUUGGUUGGAUGAUCUCGACUACGCGUAAGGGCUGUGUAACACGGCUGGGCCCAUGUAACAUAUCGUCGCUAUACUUACUCAACCUCAUAUCUGCAACAAUCAUUUGAUGGAAAUGUCGCUUUUCUUUCAUUCGAAUACGGGUGUUUUUGUCAUCAAAUGAGUGUUGCAGAUACGAGGUUGAGUAAGUAUGCUUAUUAUUUAUUUAUACACAAUCGGUGCCCAAUUGCAUAAUAAAGUACAAGAUUUUAUGCAACCAUGUUAUACCUCGCUUCCAGAAAAGUCUUUAUCUGUGAUUGUUUUUAUUUUAUUAUUAUUUAGAUAAGAGAAAUCAUAUAUUUUUUAUAUCAAUGUUAGUAGGAAACAGUUUGUUUCUGUUGAGUGAUGGUAACAUAUUCGUUAAAAACUGAUGCCUAACCUGUGAUGGACGGAGCUUGUAUUGUUAAUUAGGUUAAUUAUGGAAACUGUAAAGUCUGAAACAAUUGUGAUAGAAUUUUAUUUAAUUUCCCUUGUAACAGCACUAACAGCAGCUUAGUUUAAAUGUAAUAUUUUAGCAGGGAAAUUUUGUUAACAUGACACUUAUUAACAUUUUAAAUAGACUAAUUGUUACCGAAUUAAUGGGUGUCAAAAUUUUUAUAUAGUAUGCUAAUUUUCUAACCUCAUGAGGCCAUGUCCUCUAAAUCUCAAAAUUAUUUAGAAGAAAUUGCUUAUUACUUUUAUUUUAAUUUAAGAAGAACUAUUUUCUCUAGUUUGUUACUAAAAAAAACAAAAACAAAAAACAAAAAUGAAAAACAAAAAAAAACCUAUAGUGUGAUGUAAUGAUGUUUAUUUCCCAAUUUAGACAUUAUUUUAAGUUUAGAUUCCUUUUUCAGGAUUUUUUGUUAUUGUAUUUUUUUUCUUUUUAGCUCUUUAUACAUUGCAAUCAAAGAUGAUUAUAUUUUUCAUAGAGAGAAUGAGGUAAGUCUAAUAAUAAUGAUAAAAGUCACUUGUCAGUAACUAUCAUGAACUUGUUUUUCUUUAUAUAUUAUUGUAACUGGGUCAUUUAAGUCAUUUUGCAUUCAGAUGUUACUAGAAAUGAUUUGUGUUUUAGAAUUUAGGAUA